Messenger RNA from Poecilia latipinna (sailfin molly), 1077 nucleotides. RefSeq lists its product as uncharacterized. The transcript has 4 exons. The coding region runs from base 2 to 940 and encodes 312 amino acids. The record is from RefSeq and is a predicted model, not a curated record. Lineage: Eukaryota; Metazoa; Chordata; Actinopteri; Cyprinodontiformes; Poeciliidae.
CAUGCGGCUCUCAGCCUUUUCUUACUUUCACUUUUCUCUCUGCUGUCAGAUUCUCCUCUGGAUUGAACCUGCAGAUCGUCUGCAGCUCUGGGAUCUACUGAUCAUCCUGGUGGAACAUCUGGAGCUUCGUUCAGCAGCAGAGAUGCAGACGGUCGUCACCAACCUGGCGCUGCAGAAGCUGCAGUCCUACUUCGCCAUCGUGGUGAUCUUCACCUACAGCAUUCUGCUCAGGAGCGACUUUGAAUGCAGCUGCAAGCGCCAGCUGUACUACUGCAUCAUCUACGCCGUCACACCUGGUCUCAUAGCAACCGUCCUGAUGCUGUGGUCCAACCGGCUGUUCCAGAGGACCUGCAGCUACCGCUCCAGGUUCAAGAGCUUCAUCUGCCGCCAGGUGUUGAAGGCGGCUCUGGUCGGCCUCCUCUGGGUGGCGUUUCUCCUCAUCGACGGCGACUGGUGGGCCUGUUGCUUCAACAAACUCUCUGAGCAGCAGGCGGGUCUGCCCUGCAAGGCCGCAGCCAAGCGGAGCGACGAGGAGAGAGAAACCAUGGCUGCCAUCAAAACCACGUCCAGGGUGAGCGGCUGCUGGCUGCUCUUCCUCAUCGUUUUCUCCGGAGCCAUGAGUUCCUGGACCCGAUGGAGGAGCAGCUGCAGCAAAGGAGCGACUCAGUACGAAGAAACGCUUUACUACAAGCUGGUUCUGGAGGAGGAGGAGGCGGUUCUGAAGGAGGUUCUGAGGGAGUCCAUCAGAACCAAGCUGACCCAGCAGAUCCGGACCAAAUGUGAGGACAACUGGAAGGAAUGCUUCAACGUGGCUGAAGAGGUCAUGAAGAACCAGAGAAAGCAACCAGAGCAGAAGGACAAAAACGUUGAACUGGAUGAAAUACCAGAGGUAAAUCCAUCGGCUUCACGCAUCACAGGAUAUUCUUUCAUUCUGAAAUAAAAACAUUUUUAUUUUAUCUAGAGUUUAAAUAGGCUGCAAUGACCUGGAGGUGAAAGAAGGAAGUUCAGCAAAUAACUGACAUCAUAACCUGUGACAUCAUAACCUGUGACAUCACAGGAAAUAAAUCUGUCUCUGUU